AUGAAGCUCGUUAUAUGCGAUGCUUCGUCUGACUUAUUGGGCGCAACUUGUAUGCCUUCCCUUGACAUAGGAGUGUACCUCGUCGGAAUAUCCUCGGAACCUCAGCCUCACUUCACCUUAUUCUUUGUGUAUAUAUCUUUCGAGCAAGUACCGCGCCAAACCAAAGUCGUUGCAAGAAACAGAAUACGUAGUAUGGCACUCCCCGCUCGCUUCGCUGACCUUAAAGCCAUCAUCGCUGCUUCGUACCCCGAUUUCGAGCAGAACGUCACCAAGGCUUGGUCCGAAAUCUUAGCCGAGCUGGCGACCGUCACGAAGACCAUUAAUGAGGAGGGUGUAAACUAUAUCCCUCAAGUCAAUUUCGCGGACCUGGGCAAUCUGCCCAAGGAGGACGUAGAAAAAAUCAAGAGGAGAGGGAGUGUUGUAAUCAAGGACAUCGUUCCGGACGAGCAGGCGAUGCAGUGGAAAGAGGACCUUAAAGAAUUCAUAAAGGCCAAUCCUUCUGUCGAAGGCGUUCCGGCUAAUGACAAGCAAUUCUUCCAGCUCUACUGGACGAAGCCCCAGGUCCAAGCUCGUUCUCAUCCGAACCUCUUGGCUGCGACUGUGUGGCUCAACAAACUGUACCACACCAAAUCGUCGACCGGCUCUCCGAAACUGGAAGGCGUGGAUAUGAAUGUUGCUCUAACCUACGCCGACAGGUUCAGAAUCAGAAAGCCAGGGAUCACAUGGAAUCUCCACCCACCCCAUAUUGAUGGCGGCACCAUUGAACGCUGGGAGGAUUCCCACUUUCGUCGAUGCUUUGACGACCUCUUUACCGGCAACUGGAAGGCCCACGACCCGUUCGAGCUGGAAGGAAGGCUGGAUGCGAGAAGCUCGUUGUAUGGAAGACCAAACCAAUCUAGUGUCUUCAGGACUUUCCAAGGAUGGCUGGCGAUGAGCGAGACAGCACCGACGCAAGGCACUCUGAGAGUCUUUCCUGACGUGUUACUAUCCAACGCGUACAUCAUCUUACGCCCAUUCUUCAGUCCCAACGUGCCAGUCAGUUCAGAGGAAAUCUACGACGCGAAGAACUGGAAGUUCGAUAUCUCCAACUCCGAAUUCCAUGGAAUAUACCCGAGAGACGGAGGGUAUGCAGGCCCCAACCCAACGCCGGCGCUCCACCCACACUUGAGGCUGGAAGAGACUAUGACAUCGAUUCCUAAGGUUAACCCAGGUGACGCGGUCUUCUGGCAUUGCGAUGUCGUGCACUCUGUCGAGAGAGAGCACACGGGGAAUGGAGACUCUGCUGUGAUGUACAUCCCAGCGGUCCCUCUCACGCCUCAGAACCAGGCAUAUGUCGAACGCCAGAAGGCUUGCUUCCUCGAGGGCCAGCGUCCACCUGAUUUCCCGAAGGGUCCAGCAGAAGCAGGAUUUGCAGGCGUCGCGAGUGUUGGAGACGUCUUGAGUAAGGAAGGAUUGAGGGCCAUGGGUUUGGUGCACUGA
This is a messenger RNA of Cyclocybe aegerita, 1479 nucleotides long. The record is from the annotation of a GenBank genome assembly. NCBI's taxonomy places the organism in Eukaryota, Fungi, Basidiomycota, Agaricomycetes, Agaricales, Hemipholiotaceae.